AUGGGGGUCGCGUGCCGCGGCUGUCCCGGGGCGGCCCGGGCGCUGCUGCUGCUGCUGCCGCUGCUGCUGACAGCGGUCUUACCGCCUGGCCGGGGCCGCGCCACAGGGCCGCCAGAGGACGUGGACGAGUGUGCCCAAGGGCUGGAUGACUGCCAUGCCAAUGCCCUGUGUCAGAACACACCCACCUCUUACAAGUGCAUCUGCAAACCUGGUUACCAGGGAGAGGGCAGGCAGUGUGAGGACAUUGAUGAAUGUGAAAACGAACUCAGCGGAGGUUGUGUCCAUGACUGUUUGAAUAUUCCAGGCAACUAUCGUUGCACUUGUUUCGAUGGCUUCAUGUUGGCUCAUGAUGGUCACAAUUGUCUUGAUGUGGACGAGUGCCUGGAGAAUAAUGGUGGCUGCCAGCACAUCUGUGUCAACGUCAUGGGGAGCUACGAGUGCCGCUGCAAGGAGGGGUUUUUCCUGAGUGACAAUCAGCACACGUGCAUUCACCGCUCAGAAGAGGGCCUGAGCUGCAUGAAUAAGGAUCACGGCUGUAGUCACAUCUGCAAGGAGGCCCCAAGGGGCAGUGCCGCCUGCGAGUGCAGGCCUGGUUUUGAGCUGGCCAAGAACCAGAGAGACUGCAUCUUGACCUGUAACCAUGGAAACGGUGGGUGCCAGCACUCCUGUGAGGACACGGCAACAGGCCCAGAGUGUAGCUGCCAUCCACAGUAUAAGAUGCACACAGAUGGGCGGAGCUGCCUCGAGCAAGAGGACGCUGCCCUGGAGGUGAUGGAGAGCAAUACCACGUCAGUGGUGGAUGGGGAUAAACGGGUGAAACGAAGGCUGCUCAUGGAAACAUGUGCUGUCAACAAUGGAGGUUGCGACCGCACCUGCAAGGAUACUUCGACAGGUGUUCACUGCAGUUGUCCUGUCGGAUUCACACUCCAAUUGGAUGGAAAGACCUGUAAAGAUAUUGAUGAGUGCCAGACCCGCAAUGGAGGUUGUGAUCAUUUCUGCAAAAACACCGUGGGCAGUUUUGACUGCAGCUGCCGAAAAGGAUUUAAAUUAUUAACAGAUGAGAAGUCUUGCCAAGAUGUGGAUGAGUGCUCUUUGGAUAGGACCUGUGACCAUAACUGCAUCAACCACCCUGGCACGUUUGCAUGUGCUUGCAACAAAGGGUACACCCUCUAUGGCUUUACCCACUGUGGAGACACAAACGAGUGCAACGUCAACAACGGAGGCUGUCAGCAAGUCUGUGUGAACACAGUGGGCAGCUACGAAUGCCAAUGCCACUCUGGCCACAAGCUCCACUGGAAUAAAAAGGACUGUGUGGAAGUGAAGGGGCUCCUGCCCAACAGGAUGCCCCCCGUGUCCCUGCAUUGCAGUAAGAGUGGUGGAGGAGACAGGUGCUUCCUAAGAUGUCACUCUGGCAUUCACCUCUCUUCAGAUGUCACCACCAUCAGGACAAGUGUAACCUUUAAGCUAAAUGAAGGCAAGUGUAGUUUGAGAAAGGCUGAGCUGUUUCCUGAGGGUCUGCGACCAGUACUACCAGAGAAGCACAGUUCAGUAAAAGAGAGCUUCCACUACGCAAACCUUACAUGCAGCUCCGGCAAGCAAGUCCCUGGAGCCCCUCGCCGACCAAGCACCGCUAAGGAAAUGUUUAUCACUGUUGAGUUUGAGCUUGAAACUAACCAAAAGGAGGUGACAGCUUCUUGUGAUUUGAGCUGCAUUGUAAAGCGAACAGAGAAGCGACUCCGGAAAGCCAUCCGCACACUCCGGAAAGCUGCCCACAGGGAGCAGUUUCACCUCCAACUAUCAGGCAUGGACCUUGAAGUCGCUAAAAAGUCUCUCAGAACAUCUGAACGCCGAGCAGAGUCCUGUGGAGUGGGUCAAGGCCACGAGGAAAACCAAUGUGUCAGUUGCAGGGCUGGGACAUAUUAUGAUGGAUCACAAGAACGCUGCAUUUUAUGUCCAAAUGGAACUUUUCAAAAUGAAGAAGGACAAAUCACAUGUGAACCAUGCCCAAGACCAGAAAAUCCUGGGGCCCUAAAGACUCUGGAAGCUUGGAAUGUGUCUGAGUGUGGAGGUCUGUGCCAAACUGGUGAAUAUUCCACGGAUGGCUUUGCCCCCUGCCAGCUCUGUCCACUGGGCACAUUCCAGCCUGAAGCUGGCCGCACUUCCUGCUUCCCCUGUGGAGGAGGCCUCCCCACCAAAUACUUGGGAGCCACUUCCUUCCAGGACUGUGAGACCAGAGUUCAAUGUUCCCCUGGACACUUCUACAACACCACAACUCACCGGUGUAUCCGUUGUCAAGCAGGAACAUACCAGCCUGAAUUUGGAAAAAGUAAUUGUAUUUCCUGCCCAGGAAAUACCACAACUGACUUUGAUGGCUCCACGAACAUAACCCAGUGUAAAAACAGAAGAUGUGGAGGGGAGCUGGGAGAUUUCACCGGAUAUAUCGAAUCCCCAAACUACCCAGGCAAUUACCCAGCCAACGCUGAGUGUACGUGGACCAUCAACCCACCCCCUAAGCGCCGCAUCUUGAUUGUGGUCCCUGAGAUCUUCUUGCCCAUAGAGGAUGACUGUGGAGACUACCUGGUGAUGCGGAAAACCUCUUCCUCCAAUUCUGUGACAACAUACGAAACCUGCCAGACCUAUGAGCGCCCCAUCGCCUUCACCUCCAGGUCAAAGAAGCUGUGGAUUCAGUUCAAGUCAAAUGAAGGGAACAGUGCCAGAGGGUUCCAGGUGCCAUAUGUGACGUACGAUGAGGACUACCAGGAACUCAUUGAAGACAUUGUUCGAGAUGGCAGGCUCUAUGCAUCUGAGAAUCAUCAGGAAAUACUUAAGGAUAAGAAACUGAUCAAGGCUCUGUUUGAUGUCCUGGCCCACCCCCAGAAUUAUUUCAAGUACACAGCCCAAGAGUCCCGAGAGAUGUUUCCAAGAUCCUUCAUCCGAUUGCUACGUUCCAAAGUGUCCAGGUUUUUGAGGCCUUACAAAUGACUGCCACAUGCCAUUUGGUACAAAUGUUCCACCUGUGGGCUUGGUGGAACAGAGCUGUCUGCCUCUGUAUGCCAGCACAUAGUUGGAUAGUGCUGCCUCCAGUAUCAAUGACUCAUUAGAGUUCAAUUUUUAUAGAUAAUACAGAUAUUUUGGUAAAUUGAAGUUGGUUUUUCUUUCCCAGGUUGUGGAUGUGGACUGAGAAUGGCUUUGAGUUGCACCCACUUCUCAUUGCAGUGGGUAGAUCUUCUGGACACAGCAAGGGCUGGCUGAGCUGGGCUUGAGUCAGCUCAGGUGAGACUCAACUUGUCCUUCAUGGUUCUCACUCCUCCUCGAGGGAGCUGUGGUGGAAAGGAGGCCACAGAAGGGACUACCUUAUUGUCUGCAACUUUAGCUUUCUUCUGCCCAGCUCUCCCUAAGGGAGCCCUCUGAACCCAUGUGCAAGCUCUGACCAGGCAGGGCAGGAGGGAAGGCCCUCCAGGUGCCAUCCACCCACCCAAUACCUGGGAGGACUCCGUUUCUCCAGAGCCUCCUCCAGCCUUUUUGAUCCUGAGAGCUUAAGUUCUAAGUAGCGAUCAUUAAAUACUUAAAGCAGAAAGAGUUAGAAAUAAAAGAUAAACACAAAGCUCUUCUGGAG
Messenger RNA from Trichechus manatus latirostris (Florida manatee), 3616 nucleotides. RefSeq names its product signal peptide, CUB domain and EGF like domain containing 2 (gene SCUBE2). Gene Ontology annotation, cellular component: cell surface. The record is from RefSeq and is a predicted model, not a curated record. The coding region runs from base 1 to 2982 and encodes 993 amino acids. NCBI's taxonomy places the organism in Eukaryota, Metazoa, Chordata, Mammalia, Sirenia, Trichechidae. Gene Ontology annotation, molecular function: calcium ion binding. The transcript is spliced from 22 exons. Gene Ontology annotation, biological process: signal transduction.